This is a messenger RNA of Linepithema humile (Argentine ant), 1868 nucleotides long. RefSeq lists its product as uncharacterized. NCBI's taxonomy places the organism in Eukaryota, Metazoa, Arthropoda, Insecta, Hymenoptera, Formicidae. The record is from RefSeq and is a predicted model, not a curated record.
GUUCGAGUGAUUGUUACUUAUCACGAUUCCCGAUCUUCGGUUUCUCCGGCGUAGCCGGUCUUCUGUCUCUUCGAUCAUAUUGUUUUAAUUUUUCCAAAUUCAAGAUGGCACGCAUUGUUUUCCUAGUGACUGUGUUAGCGGCUCUGUGCUACAUAAGCCAGGCUAAUCCGGUGCAAGUAGAAAGCACUGAAGAUAUGCAAAAUGAACUUAAAUCGGUGUCUGAUAUUAAAAACAAGAUAUCAGAAAAGUUUGAGGAAAUAAAAGAUGAAUUAAAGAAUACAUUAGAAAAAUCGAAGAAGAAGUCUGAUAAAUUUCUAAAACAGCUUAUAGAAGAAUUUGGGUCAGACAAAGGGAUUGUCAAGGAGACCUUGAAGACAAUUAUAGAAAAUUACGAGGAAUGUAAGGAAAAGUGGGUUGGAAAUGUAGAUGAAAAAGUAAAGAAAGCUCAAGAACUGCUCAAGAACUCAAAAAACGAAAUCCUCCAGAAGUUCAAUGACGUUGUCAAACCUGAAAAGUUGCGUGAAAUAUUAGAGAAGCUCACUGAAGAAGCUAAAGGUAAUACCAAGGAUAUUUUCAAAGAACAGUUUGAAAGAAUGGAAGCUAAAGGAAUCGAGUUAAAGAAUAUUUUUAAAGAUAAAUUGGAAGAAACUAUAAAAAAUAUAAAAACUAAUGGUAAAGAAGGUCUAAAGGAUUUUCUUAAAGCUGUAGAAGAAUUGAAACAGAAGGCUAAAGAGUCAAAAGAAAAGCUGCUAGAGAAGGUAAGAUCUACACUUGAUCAGUUAAAAAAUACGCGCAAAGAUAUUUUGGAGGGUUUCAAGGAAAAUGCUGAAAAAUAUGUAGAAAAUGUAGAAGCAACCAUCAAAAACAAGCUAGAAGAUAUGAAAAAAAAGGGCGAAGAACUUCAACAGGAGACAAAAGAACUGAUUGAAGAUAUUCGCAAGAAAUUAGGAGAAAAACCUAAAGAGCUCAAGGGCGAACUACAAAACAAAAUCACGGACCUUCGUAACAAAUUGAGUGAAUGGAAGGAGAAGGCUGAAAAUCUGAUUGAAGAGAUAAACACAAAUGUGAAAGAAUAUGAAAAAGAGCUUUGCAAGAAGCUAGAAGACGCUUUGGAGAAAGCCAGUAACAAAAUUAAAAAACUUGGAACAAAUAUGAAAGAAGUCACUAAAGAAAUUAAAAACGAAUUCACUGAACAAUUCACAAACACAAUAACUGAGAUGGAAAAUUUCAUUAAGAAAAUUACCAAGAAGUUUACUGAGAUUGGCGAAGAACUCGCAAAGACCGCUGAGAAUUUCAAAGAUCUAUUGAAGGACAAAUUCAAAAAGGGCGGUGGAACAAUCAAAGACACUGUCAAGGACAUUGCAGAUAAAGCAGAAGGAAUUGUUAAUGAGUUGAAGAAAACCAGGGAUAGAAUUUCGGACAAUCUAACAAAAAACGCAGAAGACAUCAUUAACAAAUUAAACGAGAUGCGUAAGGACGCCAAUAAAAAGACGAACAAAGUAACGGAUGCAAUCCGCGGCUUGUUCGGAUAAUCAGUCUCAGAGCAGAAACACAACUCAGGUUAUAUUCAACCAAAGUUAAUGUAUUCUGAAGACGCCACAUAUUCUAAUAUUAAAGAUUUUUAAAAAUUUUAAUGUUAUAAUUUUUAAAUUUUCGAUAUCUUAGUAUUUUACAAAUCAAAAAUUAAGUUUUUAUUAAAAUUUAACAGAUGAAAUUCGCAAUAUAUCACGUUUUACUCUAAAAGUCUCAGAGAGCUAAUUAUUAAGAUUAUCUUGUGGCAUCUUCAACUUAAUAUAAUUCUCAUCUAUAAAAUUGUAAUCCAUGAUACGCUUAUCAAAGUUAACACUUAUCGAAUAAAAUUAAAAAAA